AUGCAGAGUCCACCACCUCUGUAUGAGCUGGCCAAGCAGAGCCUGCUGAAGAGUGACACCACAGCCAGCACUGCUCUGCAUGAACUGCCCACCAUGAUCUUCUAUGACUUGUUCAUGGAUGCCUUCAUGGGGGAACACAAUGAGGUCCUGAAGGUGAUGGUGCAGGCCUGGCCAUUCCCCUACCUACCGUUGAAGACCCUAAUGGAUCUGAGGAAACCCAAGAUGCCACACUCUCAGUUUGGAGAAAUCACACUGCAACAGAGAAACCUACAGACAUUAGAGGCUGUACUGGAUGGACUUGAUAUACAGCUGUCCCAGAAGGUUCACCACAGCAGGUGGAAACUGCAGGUGCUGGACUGGAGGGAUGUUCACCAGGACUUCUGGACUGCAGGGCCCAGGGCCAUGAGUGCUGCCCACUCAGUCAAUGCCUGGAAUAAGGACAUGAGCAAUCCUGGGUUAAGUGAGGAGAACCCAACCUUGAGAAUAUUCGCAAACCUUCGUUUUGAAGCCUGGGAUCUGUUUUGUGCCACCAAUGAUCAGUUACAGCUCUGCCUCUUGAAGUGGGCCCGGGGGAGAAAAGCUUCAGUGCACCUGUUCUGUGAGAAGGUGAUGAUCAACUCCAGUGCUGUCUUUGAAAUCCUGAAGCUUCUUCAAGCUGUGCGCCUGUAUUCAAUCCAUGAGCUGGAGGUGCUUAGUUACUGGUGUCCAGAAAGAAUGAAGGCAUUUGUUCCUCAGCUCAAGAAGAUGAAAAACCUUCACAAAUUUCACUUCAGCAGGUUGCGUCCAGAACUGUUUACUUCAACCAGGAAAAAGAAGUCUUAUUCCCACAUGUGCGCCUUUCACUUAGGACAGCUGAAAAAUCUCCGUGAUCUUCAGUUGGAUGAAGUCUUCUUCCUGCAGGGAAAUCUACAUAAGAUUGUCAGGAGCCAGACCCCCUUGGAGGUCCUCUCCUUGAGUUCAAGUCCACUGAAAGAAUCUGACCUGCACCAUCUGUCCCAGCGUGCAAGCACAAGCCAGCUCAAGUCCCUGAGUCUCCGGUGGAUUUCAAUGAAAUUAUUCAAUCCUGAGAUUCUCCAGGCUCUGAUAGACAAACUGGCCAGCACCCUGGAGACCCUUGUCCUAGAUCACUGUGACAUCACAGACUCCCAUCUCCUUGCCAUCUUGCCUGCCCUGAGCUGCUGCUCCCAGCUCAAGACUUUCAGUUGCUAUGGGAACCACUUCUCGCUGAGCAUCCUUCAGGUCCUACUGAACCUAAGUGCUGGACUGAGCCAGUUAACCCAGGGGCUGUAUCCUGCCCCCCUAGAGAGCUAUGAGUCCAAUAUUCCAACAAUGUUUGUGCACCCUGAGCUGUUUGACCUGGUUUGUGCUGAAUUGGAGGAGAUUCUGAAGGCCAUAAGACCAUCUCUUCAGGUUCAGAUCUGUACCCACUCCUGGGAGGGAAGGGACACAGUGCCCAAAUGCGACAGUUUUUCCUGUGGCCAUCAUCUUAUCAGGAUUCUGCAGAAGAGCAGAGUUCUGACAGCCAGCAGGGAUGCAGAUGGGAGCAACAAGCCUGGCUCCAUCACUAAUGCCCUGAAGAGUCCAAUCUUGGGAUCAAGCCUGCCCCCUGCUGGUAGUGGCGCAGCUGCAAGUCGCUGGGUCGAUCUUGCCGGCCACCAGGUGGCGCUGCUCCAUGAGGCUCAGGCGCAGAGCGUCCUCCAAGGGGAAGACGUGCUCCACGGCGUGCGCGUUGCCACGCUAGGGGUCGCUGUCGAGCUGCGUGGUGUCUUGGAGGACUAUGCCUGCUGUGUAUCAGCGACAAUGCCUCUGCCAGGUUCCAUGUGCAUCCGCCAUGGACCGGUUGAAGUGGGAGCGGAGAGCUGCAGCGGGGGCUGCACGUUGAGCACGGCCUCACACUCCCCUGGUAGUUCUGGGGGACAUGCAGGGUGUGCAGCCAUGACAGGGGCGGCCAGGGAAAGGAAGUGA
Messenger RNA from Chinchilla lanigera (long-tailed chinchilla), 1965 nucleotides. Its product is annotated as PRAME family member 23-like. The transcript is spliced from 5 exons. NCBI's taxonomy places the organism in Eukaryota, Metazoa, Chordata, Mammalia, Rodentia, Chinchillidae. Bases 1 to 1965 code for a protein of 654 amino acids. The record is from RefSeq and is a predicted model, not a curated record. Gene Ontology annotation, cellular component: cytoplasm.